This is a messenger RNA of Aphidius gifuensis, 929 nucleotides long. RefSeq lists its product as uncharacterized. The coding region runs from base 140 to 523 and encodes 127 amino acids. Gene Ontology annotation, biological process: septate junction assembly. The transcript has 4 exons. NCBI's taxonomy places the organism in Eukaryota, Metazoa, Arthropoda, Insecta, Hymenoptera, Braconidae. The record is from RefSeq and is a predicted model, not a curated record.
CAGAUCGCGCACCCACAGAAGGGAUCAGUUCAUCGUCAACCUUCGAAGCUUAAACAUUGCUCAACAAGCACUCGUAAAUUUAUCAUCACACAAAUUAUUUUUGUUAGAAGAAGAAAACAAGAUAAACUAAAAUAUCAAAAUGGCAUCUUUCACAAGAACAUCAAUGAUCAAGUUGAUCGAAUUGAUAUUGGCUGUGAUCCUUCUUGUUUUGUUGUACAGCUCAAAAUACAUUGAUGGAGGUGCAUUCAAAGAGGUCAUCUCAACUGGUACAACAUUUGGAUAUGUUGUCAUCUUGGUUGGUGUUACAGCUGGUGCAUUGAUGGGAACACCAGUUAAUCGCAGAGUGGACUUGUUCUUCAGUCUUAUUGGUGUUGUUCUCUUCAUGUUCACUGCUUUUGUCACCUUCUUUCACUAUCAAGGACAAGAAAGCGGCAUGGCUGGUGUCUCAAGAGGUAUCUUAUCUGGAAUUCAAGGACUCAUCCUUAUUGCUGAUGCAUUCUUGACUUUCCGUGGAGAAUCAUAAAUUAUUAUUUAAUAAUUUAAAAAAACAAAACACACCAACUUCAUCGUGUGUGCAUUUAUCUUAAUAUCCUUAUUUCUUUAUUAUUAUUUUUUUCUUCCUUUUUUUUAUUUUUUCAAGUUAAAAAAUACUAUUACUUUUCAAUUAUUAUUAUUAAUUAUAAUAAUUACCCUUUUUGUUUUAUCAAUAUAUGUAAUAUCGAUGUUUCAUUAUGUUUAGCUUUAAGUACAAACAAAAAAAAAAAAAAGAUUAUCUAUUCUAUCACAGCAUUGUAAUCGUAAUAUUUUUCUACAUCACAAGAUACAAAGAAUACUAAAAAAUAAUUGUCUAUUGUUGUCAUAAACAUUCACAUUAACACGUACAAAUAUUUAAAAAAAAAAAAAAAAUCAUUAAUAUUCAUUAUAUUUAG